This is a messenger RNA of Talaromyces amestolkiae, 1074 nucleotides long. RefSeq lists its product as uncharacterized. The record is from RefSeq and is a predicted model, not a curated record. Lineage: Eukaryota; Fungi; Ascomycota; Eurotiomycetes; Eurotiales; Trichocomaceae. Bases 1 to 1074 code for a protein of 357 amino acids. Gene Ontology annotation, molecular function: C-4 methylsterol oxidase activity; iron ion binding. The transcript has a single exon. Gene Ontology annotation, biological process: ergosterol biosynthetic process.
AUGGACCACAAAAUGAGCACCCAGCAACCCGUCUCCAAGGACUCAAUGAAGUCUACUUGGCGUCAGGGCAGUCGAGACCAAUGGACCGUGACACACUGGCUGAUAGAAUUGCUAAAUGUCCACCAUGUCGCCCUUGAACUAGAUGUCCCUGUGCACUCCAAGGAGGAAAAAGUGCCGUAUCUGCCGCCAUGGUCAUUACACAUCUGGAUUUUGUUUCAUGCAUUGAUACCACUCGUCAUACACCAAGCCUGGGUAACCUUUGUCAACCCGAACGGGCUUGGAAAAUUCGCUGCGUUCAAUCUCUACUUCUUCGCCUUCAACGCCAUCAUAGUCCGCCAAACGCACAUCCUACGACGCCUAGCGCAUAAGUACGGAUUCCUGGAUGGAGAUAAACACGAACGAGAUGGUGUGCCAGAUGUGGGAGUGCAGCGGGUCGCAGCAUCGCUCUAUAAAACGACAGGCUCUCGUCUAGUCAUGGCUGUAUUCUUGACGUACAACAAGUCUCAGCAACCUCUAACCUCGUGGAAUGAUUGGAUAUGGUGGCUUCCCCUAGAAGUUGGUCUUUACGGUAUUGUGCUUGACUUUUGGUUCUAUUGGUACCAUCGCGCCAUGCACGAUAUCAACCCGCUUUGGAAGUUCCAUCGCACCCACCACUUGACCAAGCACCCCAAUCCUAUGCUAGCAGCCUACGCUGACCACGAACAAGAGUUCUUCGACAUGGCGGUCAUUCCGUUUCUCACAUAUGUCAGUCUAAAAGCGAUGGGUCUGCCUAUGGGUUUCUAUGACUGGUGGAUUUGUCACCAAUACAUCGCGUUCACAGAAGUGUUUGGCCACAGUGGGCUCCGCAUUCAUGCAACUGCCGCAUCAACAAUGAGUUGGCUGUUGUCCAUCCUUGGUGCCGAUAUUGUAAUAGAAGACCAUGAUCUGCAUCAUCGCAAGGGAUGGCGAAAGAGCCACAACUACGGCAAGCAGACACGUCUCUGGGAUCGGAUAUUUGGCACUUGCCAUGAACGGAUAGAGUCUGCGGAAAGUAACAUUGACUAUGUAAAUACUGCUUAUAUGCCUGUGUUCUGA